GAUCCGCCCGUCGCCAUCUUCGAACGCCGACCAGGCGCAGCCGCAGUGUAUUCUGCGAUUGUUUCCGACGGUCGAUGCAGACGCUUCUGUCGCUUCGGUCCAUGACCUCGUCCAACGAGAGCGACGAAGACCCGGUGUUGGCAGCUGCAUGCGACGGCGACGAGAUCCUCCUCGACCCCAACCGGUUUGUCCAGCGCAGCCAGUGGGUGCCGCACAGUGCGCGCAAGCAGUGCCUCGUGUGCGCGCGCGACUUUACGCUCUGGCGCAAGAAGCACACGUGCCGCAUGUGCGGCGACGUCGUUUGCAGCCGCUGCUCCAUGCACAAGCGAUUUCGCGUUUGCACAUGCUGCUUCUUUGCCUACCGCCAAGGCCUCAAGCCUGUGGUGUCAUCGACACUGCGCUGGCGCAAUGACGACAUCCGCGCCGAACUGCUCGCGAUGAACACGACGACAGUGACGAAGCUCGCGCCGGAUGCCACAGUCUUGUACGAGCCGGCACCGGUUCUCCUGUACGAUUCCGCGCUAGACGACGAGUGUACGAUGUCACGACCGGCAAGCAACGAAUGUGACGACAGUUCGGACGCCUCCAUGUCCCUCGACGAUAUUUUAGACGAGGAAGACGCGGCCAUGAACGCUCGGGAGCUCGAGCUUGAAGCUCAGGUACAAGCAAGUCGCCUCCGCGUCGAAGAGCUCGAGUCCAAGAUCGCGUUGCAGGCGUCCAAGCAAGACUUGACGUUGCAGCAACAGCAUGAGCUCCAAGAAGCCCGCAAGCUCAUCACUGAGCUCACGCGGCAGCUCAAGGCGCAAGAAGACCAAGUCCAGCUGCGCAUGACGUUCCGGCUCAAAGAAGAUCUCCAGCUCUCGACCGACACGGUGAAAUUGCGUCGGCGGCUCCAGAAGAUGGAGCGGCAGCUCAAGCAAGCCGGCAUCAAUGUGGCCGAGGACAUCCCGUACGACGAAGCCAAAGAAAAGGUCACCGAGAUCUCCGCGCGCCUGCAGGAGAUUGGGUCGUCCGAGGUCGUUUGCGACGACAAGCAACUGCAAGCAGCGCUUCGUAAAGAGUACUUUCGACUUGAGCAGGACAUGGAGCGCUACAACACUGCGCUCAUGAUGACGGACGAGUACAUGGAAGCCGAGCGCCAGAAGGAGCUGCAGUGGGAGCUGCAGCACUGCGCCACAAACGAAGCCGCGCUGCGGCAGCUUCGAUGCUGCAUGCCGGUCAACCUCUCGGUGCUCACGGAGAAGGAUUUGUCGGUUUGCAUCGGUUCUGACUUGGCCAAGAAGCUCAAGCGCACCAACGUUCUCCAGCUACUGCGCGUGGACCCCAAGACGAUCACGCGCAUGCACCCCAGCCGUUCUCGAGCGGCGAGCACUUCACGUUGUGCUCGCCGAGCCAGCCGCCGAAUGGAAAAGCAAGCGACGUCCGACGAGCUCUCGGCGCGAAAGCUCGCCUGGUACAAGAAGCUCCACGACGCUCUCGUCCAUGGCAUCGGCCAACUCGAGCUGCACACGACUGAACCUCACGACUGCGGUCGGCGCCAGCAGUGCCCAGCGGCAGUCGAAGCGAAAGCGGUGGCCUUGUAUACGCGGCCUACAUCGGCUGUAUCGUACCCUGCCGACGCUGUGUAUUUCGUCCAGGACGUCGUCAAGAGCGAUCCGGACGGUGCAGGCGAGAAGGCCCUUGCCGAAGUGCGCAGUCAAAUUCUGCUCGACCGCCGGCAGAAAGAGCUGAAGGCCCACUACGGCAACUUGCGCCUUGUGACGCAGGCACUUGGUGUCAUGGACGACUUGGACGCGGCGCUUAGUCGCUUCGCCACUGCCGAGGCGGCCCUCGUGCAGCGCGAAAGCCUUGAGCAAUGGUCUCCGCUGCUUCUGGACGCCCGGGAUGUCGUGCUUUGCAUGGCCAAGCGCAGCGGCAUGCACCUGAGCGGAAAGCGCGAUCCUUCAAAAGACGAUAGCGACCCGCGCGCGACCGUUGAAGUUCACCUGGCCAUGGACGUUUUGCACUACCUCGAUGCGAUGCUUGAAGAGAUGGAGUUUGCGCUGCUCGUUGAGCCGACGUCGGCAACGCGAACGCGAAUUGUUGCGCAGCUCAAGGCCGUGCGUGACGUCAGCGGCGACCUCGGCGUCCGCAAUCGGACAAUUGCUCCGACGUACAAUGAGCAGACCACUCGCUUGAGCUGGAAGCAUCUGCAGGUGUCGGAACCGGUUGUCGUAACGGCGCCAGCUCUCGCAGUACCAACGACUGCAACUCGGCCCGCAAUGAGCUUUCUCGAAGAAAUCAAGGCCAAGAAGGUAUCUGCAACCAAGGCGCCGGUUGACAUGCUCGCUGCUAUCAAGGCCCGGCGACACAGCAAGCCGAAGCUACUUGACGUGCCUAACUCGGCCUAAACUACGACCACAUCCAGGCCCCGGCUGAUGCAGAGCGUCAGAACCAGAAUGUUAGAUUAAUGUUU
Saprolegnia parasitica CBS 223.65 is the source of this 2455-nucleotide messenger RNA. RefSeq lists its product as hypothetical. The record is from RefSeq and is a predicted model, not a curated record. The transcript has 5 exons. Lineage: Eukaryota; Oomycota; Saprolegniomycetes; Saprolegniales; Saprolegniaceae. Gene Ontology annotation, molecular function: metal ion binding. Bases 75 to 2390 code for a protein of 771 amino acids.